AUGAACUCCGAGAAGGUUGUUGCCAUCAUUUUGGCUAUUUUCUUGCCUCCAUUGGCCGUUUUCAUGAAGGUUGGUUUAGGUGGUCAAUUCUGGUUGAAUUAUAUUACUAUUGUAUUGCUGCAUGCUAUGAUAGAUAUGUCAGAUAGUGGUAACAAUACCAGAGGGGUAACCACUACAAAAAUGGACAUUCCUCCCGCUGUUGGAAGCAGCGACCUUCAAGCUUGUGUCUCUUCGGUAAGGGACAACUCAUCUUUAGCCGGUAAGGAGCAAGAUAUCCCUACAGAGUUACCUCCAUUUUCAUUUAGAAAGAAACCUAUCAUGUAUACUAGCAUCCACUCAAACUCGGGUUCCAGUAUCAUUUUUAAAGAUUUUGACUACGAUGAACAAAUAAGAGCUCCCAGAAUGGCUAAUUCCACCACUGCAGCUGCCAUAGUUAAGAGAAGUGACGAUGAACAAGAUUCAACGCACGAAGCGUCGCCUUUAAAUACACACAUGCUUCCUCUGCCUUCAUCAAAGGAUCCACCUGCAAAAUACCAUCCAGCUAUAUUUGAUUUAACAAAGCCCACAAGAAGAUUCAGCGUACCCGAAGUACCAGAAGGUGAUGACUUUAUUUUAAACUACACCACCAAUAACUAUAUUUAUAAUAAAGAAAACACAACCACUUACUUUUCAAACUUAGGGGAUGGCCGCAUUCGAAAUCAACCAUCAUUGAAUAAUUUGACCAGCAAUACUAAUGAACCGAGCACUGUUAUAAGCAACGAUAAGUUGAAAUGCAUGUAUGAGCUAAAAAAACCCAUGUGUGUCCCUGCUGUCCUUCGUCCGAAUACUGCUACCUCAAAUGGUAAUUUUCAUUCUCAUCUCAUGGCACCCAACAAUAAUGAGUCCGGACUGGGACUGGAACAUGCUAGUUCUUCAUCAUCACCCCUGGAGUUCACACUUAAUUCAUCAGUGAUGGCUGUUAAGAAUGACAACUCCCCUACUGGUUCCCUCAAUACUUCCCUGGUUUCGGGUUUACUAAUUCACCCAAUGUCAAGCAGAUUUCCUGUGUCUCCAGAGCUUGAAGCGGUUAGAACAAAUUCAACUUCUAUGUCCUUAAUAACAGGCACGACUUCAGGCAUAUUUGAAGGGUGCAAUACUCUUGAUAAAGUUGUAAGCCAUGAUCCAGAGCUCACAUCUGACUCUAACUGGAGAAAGGAUUCCUCAUUGCAAUUAUUCUCGGGUGAAGAUAUGAAAGAGCCAACUCAUAUUCAUUGGAAACCUCAAAAUGAGUUUUGUAUGAAAUGCUUCGAGUCCUUUGGGUUGCUUAGACGUCGGCGUCGGCAUCAUUGCCGAUUUUGUGGCCUUCUUAUUUGUUCUUAUUGUCUUCAAGAAUCCAAGGUCGAAACUAAUACAAACAUUAAUUUCGUUGCUUAUGGCUCACAAGGAAGAGAUGUUAAGAAUAGACCGAGAACUAAUGAAAGCUAUAGAAGCGGAAAGGAAGGAGACAAUAUAGCACCUAAAGGAAUUUUACUAGAUGGCAAUGCUAGGUUUGUCAUUCCGAUCAAUAACGCAUUUGAUGUAUUUUCACACUUUAAGGCUAGUAAAGUGUGUAAAAAUUGUGGAGAGCUUUAUGGCAAGCUUUUAACUGAUGUACGUGGACAACGCCUUCCAUUCAACUUUGUGUUUAUAGAGAACCCAUACGUUAAGAAAAGACUAGCUGGUGGACCAAAUCCAAUGUUAUCAAAAGGAGAACGAGGUCAAAGUGUGGUUGUCCUUACUGGUGGAAAUGGUACUGGCAUUGGUAGCACUAACAUCUCUAGUGAUUUUCUAACACCCAUUACGUCUAUCGAUUAG
This is a messenger RNA of Lizanozyma spartinae, 1833 nucleotides long. RefSeq lists its product as uncharacterized. Gene Ontology annotation, cellular component: membrane. The record is from RefSeq and is a predicted model, not a curated record. The transcript has 5 exons. Gene Ontology annotation, molecular function: metal ion binding. Lineage: Eukaryota; Fungi; Ascomycota; Pichiomycetes; Serinales; Debaryomycetaceae. Bases 1 to 1833 code for a protein of 610 amino acids.